AUGAGCAGCGAAAUAGACAAUUCUUCCACUGCCAGUCCAGUAACUUCACCCGUCAGCCAACGUCCCGCGUCCAAACUACAACUCUCGAGUCUUGCACGCAUCGUUAAAGCCCAAGUCAGCCUUCUUGCAUCCAACUUGACUAAAGAAAACUAUUCAAAGAUUGCUCCUGAUAUUCAAUCUCUUGUCGAUACACACGGCGAAGAUAUUCGACAGCAUCUUGUGCGUCUUUUACUUGUGGAUAUUAGUCGACAACAUGAUGCGAGCAGCAGCAACACCAACAAUGACAACGAUGAAUCUUCGUCACUUUUAUUGCUCAAAGGCAAUGUCGGCAACACCAUCGAUUUUUCAGGUGCAGAAGCUUUCAUUACAUUUGCUGAGACAUUGGCCAGCUUUUAUCGAUCUGAUACAAUCUUGACUACAUCCAAUCCCUUUGACCUGGAACGACUGUAUAAGGAUUUGAAUCUUAAUGCUCUCCAACAAUUUGCAUUGGGAUGUCUUUUAUUGCAAUCACCCAAGGAAUCCACUGUGGAUCAAGUCAAACCCAUGGUCAAAGACAACAUGCAGCCAGCCCUUGAUGAAUUGUCAGCCAAGGACAGCAGCAAUCUUCCUGGAAAGAUGUUUUCUUGGUGUCUCGAUGUGAUGGAUACAAAUGCAACCGAGCUAUUCGAUUCUAAGGAUAUUCAACAUUUCACCACUUUGGUCAUCAAGCAUUGUAACGAUCAAUCUAUCCUUGAAAAGAUCCAACCUUCAUCCGCUAAGGAAGUCAUCAGGGAUGGUGAAGGAGAUCAUGGCGAGGAUAGUGCACUCAGCGAGAAGCUGUUGGAAUCUGGAUACGAAUGUUGCAGCUCACCAGAAUCAGUACGGAAGCUUUUGUCGGGCAUCAACGUCACCGAGAAGGAUGUAGCAGUCGCCUUGGGUUGUAUGGCUCGUUCAUAUACCAACAUGAGCGGUGUGGGUGAUGGAUCAGCCAUGGACGAGUCAAAUUGGAAUGUGGAAAACUUUGUAACCGUGGUGAUUGAUGUGCACCCUGAGCUUGAUUGGGACAAGAUUAUUGAGGACUUGGAUUACGCCCAUUUCUUUAUCUACGACGCUAAGGGCUUGGAUAUCCUUGUACGGGCUUGGAAACAUUGUCCAAAGAAAUCGGAACCAUUCCCAGUCAACAGCUUUUUUGGCAAAUGGCGGAAUUUGAAGGGCCAGCUUUCUGCAUUAUACCAAAUGGUCAAUGCUCCUACCGAUGCUCUUAGCCUUGUCACAUGCUCCAAGAGAAAGAUCAUUCAAGUCGAUGAUUUUGCAUCAGCCUGUGCCCAGAUUCAAAUGCAAGCAACACAGCUCUAUGAAAGCCAGCUCAAUUCGUUAGACCUCAUGGAGUGCAUCCUCGACUUGUCAAACACCGUGGUGGCAGAUGAUGCCAAAGUCUUUGUGGAUAUGAUGGUGAAUAAGGCCCCAGAGCUUGUCUUUCUUGGCUUUCUGCAGGCACAGAGUACCAACAAUGUUGGGUUCCAAAAGGAUAUCCUUGGGCGCUUGCUUAUCAUGUACCUCAAAGGCACUACAAGUAGCCCACUUGUCUUGACCAAGCUCUGGCAAGUCAAUUCCGAUUUCUUCAUCAAGAGCAUUCUCGAGUUGUAUGGAAAUGAUGGCACAUCGCUUUCUCGUAUUUUGGACAUUGUUCACGAACUCAAGUUGCUCCCUGUUAUUUUGAAUAUCCAGCCGUUGUUCUUUGCUUUGGACCUGGCAGCUCUAGCGGCUCGCCGAGAGUUUUUGAAUUUGGAGAAAUGGUUGCAGGACAAGGUCAUCGAGCACAAAGAUGUAUUCAUCCGCGUAUGUUUGGAAUUCCUUAGCCAGAAAUUGGCUGCAGAGGCGUCACGUGUAGAAGGCAAUGCAACACCAACAACAAUGCCUCUCUCGAUGGAAGUGAUUGGUAUCUUUUUGAAGGUGCUUUCUGAAAGCCCCAUGAUACCAGACAAUGCCGAGCUUCUUAAGGAGGUUCAAAAGACUUGCAUACAUACCUAUCCCAAGUUGUUGGAUACAAGCCGAGCACCUGAUGUAGGUGGCCCUGGUGGUAGCACGGAGGUGUCAUUCAAGCCUGAUGUCGAGGAGGAGGCCAAUGCUUACUAUGAGCGGAUCUACAGUGGCGAAAUAUCAGUGGAUGACAUGAUUGAGCGGCUCAAGAUGUUUAGUCAAUCCAAGAAUCCUCGUGAACAAGAUGUGUUUGCAUGCAUGAUCCACAAUCUCUUUGAUGAAUAUCACUUUUUCCCAAAGUAUCCUGACAAGGAGCUCUCCAUUACGAGUGUGCUCUUUGGCUUGCUGGUGCAAAAUCAUUUGGUGUCGUACGUGUCUCUUGGUAUCGCCCUUCGAUGCGUCUUGGAUGCUUUGCGUAAUCCUCUUGGUAGCAAGAUGUUCAAUUUUGGUUUACAAGCGGUGAUGCAAUUCCAAGGACGACUUUCUGAAUGGCCCCAAUUUUGUGCAAGCCUACUCCAAAUCACCCAACUUCAACAAGCUAAUCCUGAUUUGGCACGUUUCAUCGCAGCUUCUUUGCAAUCAGCCCAAGUGCAGCAGCAACAACAGCAAGGUGAUGUGGAUUUGCCUAAUCAAGCAACACAACAACAACAACCACAACCACAACCACCGCAACAGCAACGACCAAUGGAUGUUGGCAGUGCAGAGGGAAUACCAGUGUUUACGGCAAUUCAUGUACCUGAUGUACCUAAACCAGUGGAGGGAAUCGCUUAUGAGACACCUGCCGAAGAUACACAGGACAAGAUUCUAUUUAUUAUCAACAACAUUGCUCGCAACAAUAUGGAAGACAAAUCCUCAGAGCUGGUCAAGAUCCUCGAUGCAUCUUCAUACAAAUGGUUCAGCAACUACCUUGUCGUCAAACGUGUCAGCUUGGAGCCGAAUUAUCAUGACUUGUAUCUCUUGUUGAUUGAUUCAUUGAACAGCACGCUGCUUUAUCAACACGUGCUUCGUGAGACCUAUGCCAAUAUCCAGGUUUUGUUGAACUCAGAAAAAACGGUCUCGUCAUCAUCAGAAAGGAGCUUACUCAAGAAUCUUGGUUCAUGGCUCGGUGGCAUGACGUUGGCUCGUAAUAAGCCAAUUAGACAUAAACAUAUUGCUCUCAAGGAUCUUUUGCUUGAAGGAUAUGACAGCAAUCGAUUGAUCGUGGUGAUCCCGUUUGUGUGCAAGGUUUUGGAACAAUGCAACAAGAGCAUCGUGUUCAAGCCUCCGAACCCAUGGUUGAUGGCUACGCUUAAGCUUUUGGUCGAAUUGUACCAUAGUGCAGAUCUCAAGUUGAAUCUCAAGUUUGAAAUCGAGGUCUUGUGCAACGGAUUAUCCAUUGAACUGGAAAGUAUUGAUGCCACGUCGAUUCUCAAGGAUUAUGAAGCGCGUAGUGCAGCAAAGAAUGCUUUGAUGGAUGGAUUAGGAAGAGCCAGCCAUGCCAGCAUGGAGGCGACGAUUGGCAGAUCUCCAGCUUCAGCCGUUAUUCCUCCAGCGAACGUGAUGGAUGGUGCCGCCAUGGAUGAUGCCAACAUUGCUAUUCCCAACAUUGCACAAUACAUCGUAUUCAACCCACAAAUCAUUCUCUACUCAUCGCAACCCACUUCAAAGCGAUGGGUGGUGCAAGCGAUUACCCAAUCUAUUCGUGAGAUCAUUGAACCCGUUGUCGAACGAUCGGUGGCGAUUGCAUCGGUGUCGACACGCGAGCUUAUCACCAAGGACUUUGCAGUGGAAUCGGAUGAGAAUCAAAUGCGCAACGCUGCCCAUAUGAUGGCACAAAGCUUGGCUGGUAGUCUUGCCAUGGUUACGUGCAAGGAACCUCUUCGAUUGAGUAUGGCAACCAACUUACGUGCCAUUUUUGUUGCCAAUGGUCUCCCUGAUGCCAUGGCUGAACAAGCAGUGCUUGUUACUGUAUCCGACAACUUGGAUCUAGUGUGUGCAGUGAUUGAAAAGGUUGCCAUGAGCAAGGUUGCGGCCGAGAUCGAUGAAUUGCUUAUCAACUCGUAUGCGAAUCGCAAAAAGCACCGAGAGCAGCGACCCGGUCAACCGUUCUUUGAUAUGGAUGUGUUUUCCAUGUCUCGAUAUCCAUUGUCAUUGCCUGAGCCUUUGCGAGCUAAGCCUAACGGCAUGCAUUCUGCACAGCUACGAGUAUACGAGGACUUUAGACGUAUUCCAAGAUCAGCACCACAAGCAGAGGCCGAUACUCUUACACCCAUGAGCCAUCCUGGUGAUGCAUAUACACAAGGAUACAAUGUACCAGGAGCCAAUGCAUUUGCCGGUGGUCCAGCAGCAGCAAUCAAUGCAGGUUCAACAGGGGGUGGUAAUGGUGGCUAUGACAGCAUGCUUGGUCAACACACUGCUCAUCAAGUAUUGGAACGAUUCAAUCAAUAUUUGGUGGAACUCGAGACAUUGGUCAGCCAAACAAAUGCACCUAAUUUCGCAUCAUUACCGCCUUUGCAUGAUAUUCGUGUGAUCAUUCGCCAAGUACCAACACUCGCCUCAUCAAGCUUUGACAAGGUGGAAACAGCACGUGCAUUCGCUCAAAAGGUGGUGUCUCGCUUGUACAAGAGUGAGACUCAACUUGCACGCGAGGUGUAUGUUGUCUUACUUGAAAGGCUAUGCGUGGUAUCUCCCAAUGUCGGUACCUUGGUGACUUAUUGGCUUACGCAUGUGGAUGAUGAACGCAAAUACAAUGUUCCUGUUACCGUGGCACUGAUCAAGGCCGGCCUGAUCAAUGUAAUGGAACAAGACCAAGAACUUGGACACCUUGUCGAGAGUGGUCGACCUACUGCCAUUGACUUUGCAGCUCAACUUGUCAAUAGCUGUAUCUUUGAUGAGAAUUUGGCAUCUCCUCAAGACUUUGCGAUCUCUUUGGAAGCUAUCAGUCGAUUGCGUGGAAGUAUACCUGAUGGUGUAUUGGUAUUGAUGGAUAAUCUACGUGGCAACGUACGUGGUCAAGGACGAGACGAAGGUGGUGAUGCUGGUUUACGUGAACAGCUACGCUACUUUUUCGCCGAAUGGGUACAACUAUGCCAACAUCCCUCCACCAAUGAAAAGGCACAAGGUGUUUUCCUUCUUCAACUUUCACAGCACACCAUCUUCCAAACGGAUGACAUGUCGUCAUUAUUCUUCCGUGUGUGUAUUGAGGCUGCUGUUGAACGUGCUUUGAGAUUCAAGCAAAUUCCUGGUCAGGCGCCUGGUGCUGCUUACCAACUUAUUGAUGCCUUCUCUAAGCUCGUUGUUGGCCUCGUCAAAGUGCAAUCGGAUACUCUCUCAGCAGCUGCAAGAGUGAAUUUAUUCUCCAAGGUGCUUUCUGUCACUGUAUUGAUCUUGUCUCAGCACCACGAGCGUGAUGGUGAUCAAUUUAAUCAGCGACCCUUUUUGCGAUUGUUUACAUGUCUAUUAAGCGAUCUUCAUGCAGCUGAGCAACAAUUACUUCCCGUUUACUUUGGUAUCCUUACAGCACUCAGCAACACAUUUUACACAUUGCAGCCAUCCUCUUUCCCAGGAUUCAGUUUUGCCUGGUUGCAGCUGAUAUCCCAUCGUUUGUUUAUGCCAAAGUUGCUCUUGUCGGAAAAUCAAAGGGGAUGGCCCACUUUCCAGCGACUUGUCAUUUGCCUGUUCCAAUUCCUCGUACCGUUCCUGCGUGAUGCCGAAUUACGUGAUACUACGCGCAUGCUAUACCGCGGCACAUUGCGUAUUCUUUUGGUCCUUCUCCAUGACUUCCCCGAAUUCCUAAGCGACUAUCAUCUCAGCUUUUGUGAUGUCAUUCCAGCAUCAUGCAUCCAACUACGCAAUCUCAUCCUAAGUGCAUUCCCUCGUAACAUGCGUCUUCCUGAUCCCUUUACACCGAACCUCAAGGUGGACUUGUUGCCGGAAAUCAACCAAGCUCCCCGUAUCUUGUCCGAUUAUGUGGGCCCAUUGACCGCCAAUCAUAUCAAACAGGACGUUGACGACUUUUUGGAAUCACGCAUACCCAAAGAACGUUUGGCUGAUCUUGCUAGAAAGUUCACCCUUGAUCCAAUGGCAGCAGCAGCAGUGGUGGAUGAUUCUUCUUCUUCUCCUCCUUCGGCAACAACCCAAUACAAUAUUCCAUUGGUGAAUGCAUUGGUGUUUUAUGUGGGUGUUACGGGCAUCUUACAAGGCAUCCCUGUCAACCAAGGUGCUCCCAUUGAAAUUUAUCAGCAAUUGCUCAUGGAACUGGAUUCUGAAGGUUGCUAUGUAUUCUUGAGUGCUAUCGCCAAUCAAUUGCGCUAUCCAAACAGCCAUACCCAUUACUUCAGCUGUGUGCUUCUUUAUCUGUUUGCCGAAAGCGACAAUGAAAUGAUCAAGGAACAGAUUACUCGUGUAUUGCUGGAACGGUUGAUUGUAAACCGCCCUCAUCCAUGGGGUCUACUCAUCACCUUUAUCGAGCUCAUCAAGAAUCCUCGCUACAACUUUUGGAACCAUUCCUUCACACGCUGUGCAACGGACAUUGAGCGUCUCUUUGAGAGUGUUUCAAGAUCCAUCAACCAAAUAUAG
Lichtheimia ornata is the source of this 6516-nucleotide messenger RNA. RefSeq lists its product as uncharacterized. NCBI's taxonomy places the organism in Eukaryota, Fungi, Mucoromycota, Mucoromycetes, Mucorales, Lichtheimiaceae. The record is from RefSeq and is a predicted model, not a curated record. Gene Ontology annotation, biological process: nuclear-transcribed mRNA catabolic process, deadenylation-dependent decay. Gene Ontology annotation, molecular function: molecular adaptor activity. The coding region runs from base 1 to 6516 and encodes 2171 amino acids. The transcript is spliced from 16 exons. Gene Ontology annotation, cellular component: CCR4-NOT core complex; P-body.